AUGGUUAAUUUUGAUGAUUUCCUCAAAAUUGGGGGGAGAAGUUUAUUAGUGUUGGUUCUUCUUUACGCUACUGUUUGGACGGCAUUAAGCAUCAAGAAGUAUGUUUACUCCAAGAAGCAUGGAUGUGAAGAUCCCAAGGUCUUGCAACAUACUGGUAUGUUCUCCGUGCCGUUCAUCCUUAAAUUGGUGAAAUCCAAGAACCAAGGCUAUCUUGUUGAUUUCAUCUACGAAAUUUUCGAAGCUCUUGGAUGUGAGACCUUCCUUCUCACCUUGUUCGGUGUCCCCAUUGUUUGUACUGAUGAUCCCGAAAACAUCAAGGCUGUGUUGGCCACCCAAUUCAACGACUUUGCCCUUGGAACUCGUCAUGCCCACUUUGAUCCAUUGUUGGGUGAUGGGAUUUUCACUUUAGAUGGCGCUGGAUGGAAGCAUUCGAGACAAAUGUUGAGACCCCAAUUCGCCAGAGAACAAGUCGCCCACGUUCGCUCGCUCGAGCCUCACAUUCAAGUGUUUGCUAGACACGUUCGGAACCAACAAGGCAAGACUUUCGAUAUUCAAGAAUUGUUCUUCAGACUCACUAUGGACACUGCUACUGAAUUUUUGUUUGGCGACUCGGUAAACACUCUUUAUGAUCUGACCAUUGGUGAAAAGCCAAAAGUUGACUUUGAUGGCCGGGAUGAAUUUGCUGAAGCUUUCAACCUUGCGCAAAUGUACUUGGCGUCUAGAUCGUACACUCAAAUGUUUUACUUCUUUGUCAACAAUGCUGAAUUCCGUCAAUGUGUUGAAGCUGUACACCGUUUCACCAAAUACUACGUGAAAAAGGCACUCGAGGCUACUCCAGAAGAACUCGAAGAAAAGCUGAAGGGUGGCUACACAUUCCUUUACGAAUUGGCCAAGAAAACUCGUGACCCUAAAGUUAUCCAGGAUCAGCUUUUGAACAUCAUGGUCGCCGGGCGUGACACAACUGCAGGUCUUUUGAGUUUCACUUUCUUUGAACUUGGGCGCAAUAAGCAGGUUUUGGAAAAGCUCAAGGAAGAAAUCUACACCCACUUCGGCAAAGGUGACAAUGUUGAUUUGCAAGAAAUUACUUUUGAAUCUUUGAAGAAGUGCGAGUACUUGAAGUGGGUAUUAAAUGAGGUUUUGCGUCUUUACCCCAGUGUGCCUGUGAAUUUCAGAGUCGCUCAAAAAGACACCACCUUACCCACUGGUGGUGGUAAGAAUGGUGACAAGCCUGUGUACGUUGGUAAAGGUACUACCGUCGCCUACUCUGUAUACUGUACUCACCGUUUAGAAGAGUACUACGGGAAGGACUCUCUUGAAUUUCGCCCUGAAAGAUGGGCUGACAACAACAAGCUCGGAUGGGCCUACGUCCCUUUCAACGGUGGGCCUCGUAUCUGUUUGGGUCAACAGUUCGCCCUCACUGAGGCGUCUUAUGUCAUCGUUCGUUUGUUGCAAAUGUUCGAACACGUUGAUUUGACGGAUACUAGACCAUACCCGCCGAGGAAGUCUGUGCAAUUGACUAUGUGCCAUCAAGAUGGUGUCUAUGUCCAAAUGUGGUGA
This is a messenger RNA of Diutina rugosa, 1557 nucleotides long. RefSeq names its product cytochrome P450. Lineage: Eukaryota; Fungi; Ascomycota; Pichiomycetes; Serinales; Debaryomycetaceae. The transcript has a single exon. The record is from RefSeq and is a predicted model, not a curated record. Gene Ontology annotation, molecular function: iron ion binding; heme binding; oxidoreductase activity, acting on paired donors, with incorporation or reduction of molecular oxygen, reduced flavin or flavoprotein as one donor, and incorporation of one atom of oxygen. Bases 1 to 1557 code for a protein of 518 amino acids.